CAGUUAAAGGAAUAACCGUUACUCGGUAGCAGAAAGUCUACAACUGCGAGGCGAUACGAGACAUGGCUGAAUACCAGCGUAGUCUUGAUUAAAGUACAUGGCGGUAUAUUCUUCUGUUCAACUUUAUGCAUCCCCCUUCGUUGCAUCGUAAGCAGUGGUGUAAAACGCAGAACAAAACGGCCAGAAAGACACUUUUGGGGGCGUUUCUCUGCCCGUUCGGACCGGGAUGAUCUCCAACUGUGGGGGUGCUUGCUGUCAAAAAGACUGUGCAUCCAUGCACACAAUGGGGUCACAACAGUAGAAUAAGCCGCCCCGGAGCUAACACAGUCUGCAGUGAUUGACAACAGUUACAAAUACAGCAGCACAGACACUUGUUAGGCAGGGUUUUCAGUUCCAUGGUGGUUCUUUAAAGGAAGGAGAGGAAUACCGAGCAUUAAACACAUCCAUCAGACUGCAUCUCUCAUAUCGAUGCAGUCUUCCAGAGGCUCUCCCUCCCUGACGCUGAGAAACCAGCAGCAGCAUGUCCCGCGUCUCCUCCACCGCCAAGCGCUACGCUGGCCCCUCCUACACCAGCCACUACAGCUCCUACAGCUCCUCCCUCACCCCAGGCCUUAGCUCCUACAGUGAGCGGGACAGGCUGUCCUCCUAUAAGUCCCCCACAUCCUCUUCCACAUCUUCCUCAGGUUACUCCUCCUCCAGCUAUCUGAGCAGCUCCGUUGCCCGCAGCCGCAACUAUAGCACUUCUUCAGACCCUGAUCGUGACCGGGGUCGAACCAUCCCACGCACAGACAUCCUUGGGAGCAGCAGCAGCAGCAGCAGCAGCAGCCGCCGGAGCGAGAGCCUCAGUAGAACCCCUGUCAAGAGCUAUGUAGGAUCAGGGUUGAGUGGGGGUUCAGCCUACACUGGCUAUAGCUCCAUUUCUUCAUCCUCGGCUCAGACCAGCUACCUCUCCUCUUCACCGGUGGCCUCCAGCAUUGCUCUUAAUCGACGGAAAUCUGUAUCCCAGAGUGACUUGAGCAGGGAUCUGGCCUCUUUGGCCCUCAGUGACACCUCCUCCUCUUCUUCUACCCCGUCCUCUUCCACCAGUGCCCUGCGAAGCUACCGCAAUCGGACCAGUGAUGUGGUUGACUCGUAUGGCACCAGCUUGCGUUCAGGCUAUUCAGGCCUGUCACGGAGCUCCACCCAGGAGGCCUUCAACAGCAGCAGCAGCAGCAGCAGCAGAGGGUUCAGUUCUUCGACAUGGGAGGCAAGAAACAAUGGGUUGCCUCACUCCCCAACCAGGGACUCAAUGAAUUCAAAGAGUGCCCAAGGUCUGGUUGGACUCAAGAACUUAGGAAACACUUGUUUUAUGAACAGUAUCCUGCAGUGUCUCAGCAACACACACAGCCUGCGAGACUACUGCCUGCACAACUCGCACCGCAGAGACCUUAACAACAACAGCCGCACCAACACAGCCCUCAUGGAAGAAUUUGCCAAGCUGAUCCAGACCAUGUGGACAUCAUGCAGCAGUGAGGCUGUCAGCCCGUCUGAAUUCAAAACGCAGAUCCAGAGAUACGCUCCCAGAUUUGUAGGAUACAACCAACAGGAUGCUCAGGAGUUCCUGCGGUUUCUCCUAGACGGCCUACACAACGAGGUCAAUAGGGUCACUGUCAGACCUAGAGGCACCGUGGAGGACUUUGACCACCUGCCCGAUGAAGAGAAAGGGAAGAAGAUGUGGAGUAAAUACCUGGAGAGAGAAGACAGUAAGAUAGUCGACCUGUUCGUGGGGCAGCUAAAGAGCUCUCUGACCUGCAGUCACUGUGGUUUCUGCUCCACUGUCUUUGAUCCCUUCUGGGAUCUCUCUCUACCUAUCGCCAAGAAGGGCUAUGGUGAGGUGAGCCUGAUGGACUGCAUGCGGCUCUUCACCAAGGAAGAUGUCCUCGAUGGGGACGAGAAGCCGACGUGCUAUAGGUGUAAAGCCCGUAGGAGAUGCACCAAGAAAUUCACAAUACAGAAGUUCCCCAAAAUCUUAGUGCUGCACCUGAAACGCUUCUCUGAGGCACGAAGAACCAGCAAACUGUCCACCUACGUUAACUUCCCUAUGAAGGAUCUAGACCUGCGGGAGUUUGCCUCUGAGAACAGCAUAAAUGCAGUGUACAACCUGUAUGCAGUGUCCAACCACUCAGGCACCACUAUGGGCGGUCACUACACAGCCUACUGUCGCAACCCCAACUCAGGAGAAUGGUACACAUUUAAUGACUCCAGAGUAACGCCAAUGUCUUCCAGCCAAGUACGCAGCAGUGACGCUUACGUCUUGUUCUACGAGCUGGCGUCCUCGCGGAUGUGAAGCUUUCUGGAGGACACUAGGCCACAGCACCGCUCUGACUGACGGACCACUGGAUGGAAGGAUUGAGAGAGCAUUGGUGGAGCAAGGCCUGUUUUGUACUUUGUAUUUGGACUUGUAUCACACACACACACACACAUGCCCACCACUUUGGAGACGGCUUCUUUUCUGGAAGAGCUGGAGAGGGGAGCACCACAGAAUCCUGAUCAGCCCUGUUUUCUUUACUCUCAUGUCUUGCUCACUCUAGGUGGAGCUGUGUUCACUGUGGUUGUGGGUGUGGGUGCAUGUGUGUGAGAUUGACACAGGGCAAUAAUCCCAUCUGUCCGACCAGCCAGUAAAUCCGUAUCCAUCUCAGAGGUCCCUCUCUAUGCACUGCAAACCAAACUCUAACCCCAACUGCGCCUUCUUUUUCUUUCAGUCCUUUUUGCCUCUAACCAAUAAAACCGAGUUGUUGCAUUUUUUGAUUUUUCUGCUUUGAUUAAAUGUUGCAUUCUUAUUAUGUUUUUGAAGUCUGCCCUGACAUUAUGAGCAUCCCAUAAAUCAACCACCUUGAACUGUGGAUAAUCUGAAGUGAAACGGAUCUGGUUGUGGUUACGAAGAGCUUACAGCCCACCGGCCUGCUUGGUUUUCAUGGUUUUCCCUUCCACUGCACUUCAGCACUCCCAUACCUGUGUUAGCAUCUACUUCACUCGUUCUUUCUUUGUGGUUGGGAGGCCGGUGGCACUGUGAGCGUUAUGUUUCAGAGGACAACCCUCUAAGUGGUGUUUUAUUUAAUUUGUUUGUGGCUGCUACUGAUGUUUUAAAAGUGGUGUGAAUGGAUGAAUGGACCGUCCAGUACAAAUCUGCUAUGGAUUAAUAAUUCAAACGAUAAUAAUAAUAAUAAUCCUCAUCAUGAAAAUGAGGUCUUUUCUUCCUCUCUUGUUUCAUGCCAUUGAACAACAUGGAAAGAAUGUUUUAAAGAAGAAAAAAUACUAUAUCUGUAUAUUUUUAUAUCCUGAUGCAAUAUAGAGAAUGUACUAUUCAAUGGUGCUGAAAAUGACCCAUACCUGUUUUCAGUUGGUUUAUGUACCAGGUUUCAAGAGAGAAAAAAAAGUUAUUAAACUUAUUAUUUAUGCUUACAGGUGAUAAUGUGAGGAGUCACACUUUUUAACAAUGGCAGUCAACACAAGUAUAUAAAUAUAUAUAUAUAUAUAUAUAUAUAUGAAUAAAAGUCAACACAACCGUGGUUUUACUUGA
Messenger RNA from Betta splendens (Siamese fighting fish), 3559 nucleotides. RefSeq names its product ubiquitin specific peptidase 2a (gene usp2a). The transcript has 15 exons. Gene Ontology annotation, molecular function: cysteine-type deubiquitinase activity. The record is from RefSeq and is a predicted model, not a curated record. NCBI's taxonomy places the organism in Eukaryota, Metazoa, Chordata, Actinopteri, Anabantiformes, Osphronemidae. Gene Ontology annotation, biological process: protein deubiquitination. Bases 521 to 2326 code for a protein of 601 amino acids. Gene Ontology annotation, cellular component: cytoplasm.